Messenger RNA from Penicillium pulvis, 981 nucleotides. Its product is annotated as NRPS-like enzyme. Lineage: Eukaryota; Fungi; Ascomycota; Eurotiomycetes; Eurotiales; Aspergillaceae. Bases 1 to 981 code for a protein of 326 amino acids. The record is from RefSeq and is a predicted model, not a curated record. The transcript has 3 exons.
AUGCUGGAGCACAUGUCGGUUCAGAAUAUCACUAUCCGAUUGAUCAGCGGGCCGACAUCGACGGCCAAGACGCCAAGCGACCAGCGGGUCUUACCUCCUGGCAAAGCUUCGCCCACAGAUGAAGCAUUUAUGCCGGCGGGAGUUUGUAUGUACGACGAGAUGGCGAUUGAGAUGCUCUUUGCGCAGAAAGGAUUUGCCACACCCUUCGAGAUACAGAAACAGUUUAUCUGUAACCCUGAGCACCCAGACACCGAUUUCAAUCCCGUGGGCCGGACUGAUGGCCUUAUCGUGCUCGCUACGGGUGAGAAUGCACUGUCGCAGACACUCGAGACAUCUUUGGUGGAGAGCGGUCUGAUGAAGUCGGCUAUUGCCUUAGGUGGUCGCCAAUUUGAGAUUGGAGUUACUGUGGAGGCUAUCGCCCCCAUUAACCCCCUUGAGAAUCAUAACCUCGUGAGAGAAGCCGUGUGGCCAGUUGUUGUGCAAGCUGGAAAUAAGAUGGAAAACCUUGCCAAGGUCUCUUCGUCAGAUGCCAUCAUCGUGGUACCUUCCGGUACUGUCGCUCCUCACACGGAUACUGUAAGGGGUCAAUUGCCCGCAGGGAGUGAGCAGAAGCCCUCGAUCGCUUACCUCCUCAAGAAUACCGUGCGACAAUCCUGGAGUGACAUUUUGAUCACACUGGGCUCCCAGCUGGAAAUUUGCCAGUUUCUAUCAUUCGAGGACUGGUUAUAUCUGGUACUUAAGUCGGACCCCAAGUGUGGACCUGGACAGAACCCUGUCCUUCAACUGGAGGAGUUCUUCCGCGAGGACUUCAGGCGCAUAGCCUGCGGCUUGGUCAUCAUGGCUACCGAUGAGGCUAGAAAGCGAUCGGGGACUUUGCGAAUGGUCGAUGCGGUCUUUGACGAUGUCGUCGCUUCAUAUUUCCAGCACUGGCGCACAUCAGGCUGCCUUUUAAAACAUGAUUUGAUUUUGUUGAUAUAUUAG